This is a messenger RNA of Nomascus leucogenys (northern white-cheeked gibbon), 1510 nucleotides long. It is a transcript of the gene HAGH, whose product is annotated as hydroxyacylglutathione hydrolase. Lineage: Eukaryota; Metazoa; Chordata; Mammalia; Primates; Hylobatidae. Gene Ontology annotation, molecular function: hydroxyacylglutathione hydrolase activity. Gene Ontology annotation, cellular component: mitochondrion. The record is from RefSeq and is a predicted model, not a curated record. Gene Ontology annotation, biological process: glutathione metabolic process.
AGCUGAUGCCUACGGCAUCCCGGAGAAGACCAACUGCCUCGGAACGCUGUCCCCGCAGCGACGGCCCGUUCCACCUCGCGAUCUGCCGGGUACCCGGGCGGCGUGGCGCUCGGCCUCCAGGAAGCCAAUGUGCGGUGCCAAAAAGGAGGCGGAGGCUCGCGGCACAGCUCUCCUGGCGCAGCUCUCGGGCCGCUGCCGCCGGUCCCAGGCCCGUCUCCUGGCCCGUGGCUGUCGAGCCUCGCGGAGAAAACAAGUUGAGCGCGAGCGCGUUGAUUGGUUGGCGGACGGUGCGAGGCGGACGCUGAUUGGCUGAGGGCAGCGCGAGGCGGGCGCUGAUUGGCUACGUCGCGCCGACGCCGGUGUUUUGCAGCCCCGGGCAGCCCGGCAAUCCAGCCCGGCCCGGGUCAUGUUGCUGGGACGCGGGCUGCUCGGCCGCCGCAGCCUCGCCGCGCUGGGAGCCGCUUGCGCCCGCCGAGGCCUGGGUCCAGCCCUGCUGGGAGUUCUCUACCACACAGAUUUGCGCAAAAAUCUGACCGUCAACGAGGGCACCAUGAAGGUGGAGGUGCUGCCUGCCCUGACCGACAACUACAUGUACCUGGUCAUCGAUGAUGAGACCAAGGAGGCUGCCAUCGUGGACCCAGUGCAGCCCCAGAAGGUCGUGGACGCGGCGAGAAAGCACGGGGUGAAACUGACCACAGUGCUCACCACCCACCACCAUUGGGACCAUGCUGGCGGGAAUGAGAAACUGGUCAAGCUGGAGUCGGGACUGAAGGUAUACGGGGGUGACGACCGUAUCGGGGCCCUGACUCACAAGAUCACUCACCUGUCCACGCUGCAGGUGGGAUCUCUCAACGUCAAGUGCCUGGCGACACCGUGCCACACUUCAGGACACAUCUGUUACUUCGUGAGCAAGCCCGGAGGCUCGCAGCCCCCUGCUGUGUUCACAGGUGACACCUUGUUUGUGGCUGGCUGCGGAAAGUUCUAUGAAGGGACUGCGGAUGAGAUGUGCAAAGCUCUGCUGGAGGUCUUGGGCCGGCUCCCCCCGGAAACAAGAGUCUACUGUGGCCAUGAGUACACCAUCAACAACCUCAAGUUUGCGCGCCACGUGGAGCCCGGCAAUGCCGCCAUCCAGGAGAAGCUGGCCUGGGCCAAGGAGAAGUACAGCAUCGGGGAGCCCACAGUGCCGUCCACCCUGGCAGAGGAGUUUACCUACAACCCCUUCAUGAGAGUGAGGGAGAAGACGGUGCAGCAGCACGCGGGCGAGACGGACCCGGUGACCACCAUGCGGGCCGUGCGCAGGGAGAAGGACGGGUUCAAGAUGCCCCGGGACUGAGGCGGCCCUGCACCUUCAGCGGAUUUGGGGAUUAGGCUCUUUUAGGUAACUGGCUUUCCUGCUGGUCGUGCAGGAAAUUGUCUUGAUUUAACCUUAAUUUUACAGCCCUUGGCUUGUGUUAUCGGAUGUUCUAAUGCAUAUUUAUAAGAGAAGUUUAAAAAGUAUUUAUUCCCAUAA